CUGACUGACGUCUCCUUCUUGUAGGCCUUGCUCUGCAGAUCCAGUGCUACCAGUGUGAGGAGUUCCAGCGAGAUGACUGCUCUUCCCCGGAAUUUAUUGUCAAUUGUACAGUCAAUGUCCAGGACACGUGUCAGAAGGAAGUCAUGGAGAAGAGUGACGGCAUAUUAUACCGCAAGUCAUGUGCUUCGUCGGCCGCCUGUCUCAUCGCCUCGGCUGGGUACCAGUCCUUCUGCACUCCGGGGAAAGUCAAUUCCGUGUGUAUCAGCUGCUGUGACACCUCCCUCUGCAAUGGACCUCGCAACAAACGCAACCGGAGCGCCGCAGCCAAGCAUCAUGGGACUUCCCCCGCAAUACUCACCUCUCUAGUGGUGGCCCUGCUGACAAAGCAGCUAUAG
Messenger RNA from Staurois parvus, 395 nucleotides. Lineage: Eukaryota; Metazoa; Chordata; Amphibia; Anura; Ranidae. The record is from the annotation of a GenBank genome assembly.